UAACCACCUGUCCAGCUAACGAUAUAAAACUGAAGGUAGAACAGAGAUACAAGUUAAUGCAACCAUGUAUUCGAAGACUUUGUUACCAAGCUGUGUUUGGCUCCUGGCAUGUUUUGGUCUGUUUGGCCGUACUGCCAUCAUGCACCGGCGAAGAAGCGACAAUGCCAUUUAUGACAAUACCAACUACGAAGACUCCAACGACGACACCAACUACUACAACAACAACCACAACACCAACUACGACGACGCCAACCACAACACCAACUACGACAACACCAACCACAACACCAACUACGACGACGCCAACCACAACAACCCAACUACGACGACACCAACAAUGACGACACGAACAAUGACAAUGCCAACUACGACAAUGCCAACUACGAUAAUACCAACAACGACAAUGCCAACUACGAUAAUACCAACUACGACGACGACAGAUCAAUGUGACUUAUGCUGUGAACACAGUGGUGUUUUAGACUCCGACGAAUGUGAGUGCACAUGCAGGCCUAACUUCUAUGGUGUCACCUGUGAGAAAAACUGUUUCAGAGAAGCAGUGUCUGCGGCACGUGAACGAAUCACAUAUCUCUGUGAAAGUACUGCGUACACUGCUUCGUGUGCUACAUCCUGCAACGCUUGUAGAGAACGGAGGUGUAGAAAUAGUGACCAAAGUUUCUGUGGGGAGUUCCUACGAAGAAAUAUUAUCCUGGCAGUAGUAGGAUUCUGCAACGAUCGUGAUGGCGACGAUUGCCAGCGGCUUUGUCGACGAGUUUACCUAAGACAUACGCUUUUCAGCCAGUCGUCGUAAAACUCGCAUUGUGCUCCUUAUGAAAGAUCUUGGAGAAACAAGCGAAACAAAUAAAAAUAAUAAUAACAGCA
Gigantopelta aegis is the source of this 879-nucleotide messenger RNA. RefSeq names its product ras guanine nucleotide exchange factor P-like. The coding region runs from base 65 to 808 and encodes 247 amino acids. NCBI's taxonomy places the organism in Eukaryota, Metazoa, Mollusca, Gastropoda, Neomphalida, Peltospiridae. The transcript has 6 exons. The record is from RefSeq and is a predicted model, not a curated record.